AUGUCAGACUCCCGAACCACAACCACCAAAAACAACACUACAAACCACAAGACCUCGCGCCAGGGCCCUGGUUCGGCCUGUGAGGAAUGCCGUCGCCGGAAGCUACGGUGCGACCGUCAGCCGCAGUGUCAGAACUGCGUUGAUGCUGGUGUUUAUUGUGUCACCAACCUUGCACGCCCCGCGCGUGGUCCAAAGAAGGGUCAUCUAAAGGCCUUGAAGGGCCGCAUCGCCACCCUCGAGCGGUGUCUUCUGGAGCAGCGCGAUGGCAUGCUCGUUGAUCCCAUCUCGGACGAUGAGCUGCUGGAUAAAGCGCUGUCCGCCUCUUCGCCAGCUUCCCUGUCCCCGGACCCCCCUGAGGAAGUAUCCGAAAACAUUCUGGAAGACCUGGACCAGGUGUUUUUCGAGCGCGUCCAGCCGAUGGUCCCCAUAUUGCAACGCCAUCGAUACUUUUCCUGGGCACGGGAACCUCAGCAAUCGGCAAACCGACGGGGGCUGCAGCAGGCUAUUCGCACGCUGGCCGCUGGCGUGAGUAGCCAGUUGCCCGAGGUACGCGUAGCACUGUAUCGGACCACGCGCCACACACUGGAGUCCCUCGAGUCGGACGACACUUUGUUGACAGCCCCGGAUUUCGAGCAGGUGCAAGCGUGGAUACUCAUCGCCAUUUACGAGUUUAUGCAGGUCUCAUAUUCUCGCGGCUGGAUGAGUGCCGGUCGUGUAUUCCGACUAGUGCAGCUGCUGCGCCUGCCGGAGAUAGACGCUUCGCCUCUCCCGCUGCUCGACCUAGACCUAGACCCAGAUUCCAACUGGGUGGUGGCCGAGGAGAAACGACGCACCGUGUGGAUGGCCUACAUAAUGGACUGUUCCCUAAAUUUACGCCAUAAGGGCUCUCUCACCCUGACGGAGCAAGCGCUGACCCGACUCCCCAUGCCCGAGACUGAAUUCCAAUGUGGUCACCCUAUUUCAAUGGGCUUUUUGGCCGAAGCCCUCGCGGGUACGGAUAUUACCAGUCCCCUAUCCUCCUUUGCUAAAUGUAUCCUGCUAGCCACUAUCAGUGGCCGCACUCUGUCACACCGCCAUCUAUCCAUGGCUGAGCUCCUCCGAGGAAAUCCUCUUCAGGAUGUCUGGACUCGCCAUCAGUGGAUCGACACGACGCUCACAGCCCACCUGCAGCUGUGCUUCCCGCUUCCCACAGCCGCGGAAUCCAGCGACCCUAUGCUCCUGUUUGCCAAGAUGAUCGGGCAAGCCGGUGUCCUCUCCCUGUAUGACAUCCUCCAGUCCACGCCCUGGGAGCCCGAAACAGUCAGCCUCCUACCCGACUACGAGGCAUGCGCGUUCCACGCGGCCCGCGAGACCGUCGCUCUAGCACGUAAUCUACGCCAUUUCAGCUGCUUCAAGGUGCAUCCCUUCACUCCCAUUCUACUAGGUCUAUGUGCAGAGGUAUUGCAGCACCCUGUUGCCCGUAAUGAUACCCCAAAGCUGUUAGGGGAGGUGCAGGACGCCUUGAAAUAUUUGAAGACUGUGAAUCGAUUGGCUCGACAGGAAGCAGCAGCUCAGGAUAUUCGCCGGUCGUGA
This is a messenger RNA of Aspergillus welwitschiae, 1572 nucleotides long. Its product is annotated as Zn(II)2Cys6 transcription factor. Gene Ontology annotation, biological process: DNA-templated transcription; regulation of DNA-templated transcription. NCBI's taxonomy places the organism in Eukaryota, Fungi, Ascomycota, Eurotiomycetes, Eurotiales, Aspergillaceae. The transcript is spliced from 3 exons. The record is from RefSeq and is a predicted model, not a curated record. Gene Ontology annotation, cellular component: nucleus. The coding region runs from base 1 to 1572 and encodes 523 amino acids. Gene Ontology annotation, molecular function: DNA binding; DNA-binding transcription factor activity, RNA polymerase II-specific; zinc ion binding.